Ornithodoros turicata is the source of this 6897-nucleotide messenger RNA. It is a transcript of the gene sp3, whose product is annotated as phosphatidylinositide phosphatase SAC2-like. The coding region runs from base 114 to 3608 and encodes 1164 amino acids. The record is from RefSeq and is a predicted model, not a curated record. NCBI's taxonomy places the organism in Eukaryota, Metazoa, Arthropoda, Arachnida, Ixodida, Argasidae. Gene Ontology annotation, biological process: phosphatidylinositol dephosphorylation; regulation of endocytic recycling. Gene Ontology annotation, molecular function: phosphatidylinositol-4-phosphate phosphatase activity. Gene Ontology annotation, cellular component: clathrin-coated endocytic vesicle; early endosome. The transcript is spliced from 18 exons.
AUGGUGCUUUGACGUAUGGGCGUGUGGUAAACGGUGGUUAAAGUAUGAUCAUUUAAAGGGAAAAGUCACCACUGGUCUUUUUACUUCCACCAUAUUUAAAGCAAUCUGAGAUCAUGGAGAUUUUAAUGACACCAGAGUACUAUGUGAUCGUAGAUGGGGAAUACACUUUGUGGUGUAGCCGUAUUGAUGGUAAACUGGAGCCUAGAAAAUUGUCAGAACUUCACGAGCUAACCGAUCCUGUUUGUUUGGGAACAAUAUAUGGAGUCAUUGGAAAAUUUCAAGCACAUCCAGAUUCAGACAAAAGACUGGUGGUUAUCAGGCAGCUUAGCCUGAUUGGCUGUCUCCCUGGAAACCAUGAGGUUUACAAGAUUAACAAGGUGACACUGAUUCCACUAUGCCAGCACGAAGCACCCGAUUUCGAUCUUGAGCCUUGCAAAAAGCACAAUCCAAACUAUCGACGUCCCGAACGCAGCCCAGCAUCUGAGUUCCAGCAAAAAGCCUUACAGAAGACCUGGAAUACAAUCAAAACCGCCACUUCUCAAGUCAAACCACGAAAAUCAUUCCAGAAAGAAAACAAGGAGAAAGAAAAGUACGAAAGGCGUGUUUUAGAUGAGCUUGCGAAGAUGUUUAAUGACACCGACUCCUUUUAUUUCUCCUUGUGUGGAGACCUCACGAAUUCCCUUCAAAGACAGCAUAAUCAAGCACACAAUUCAUCGUACAUCAUGAAUAUGCCACUCUGGAAACGUGUCGAUGACCGAUUCUUCUGGAACAAGGAGAUGCUAAGUGAUCUCAUUGAGCUAAAGGACCCCAGUGUCGACCACUGGAUACUGCCCAUUAUUCAGGGUUUUGUGCAAGUUGAACGCUGUUUCAUAGAUGCAGCUGAUGACAGCACACAUGAAGCCACACUCGGUCAUGACAGCUCUGGGGUUUGGUUUGAUGUGAAUCCUCCUGCACUACGUUCAGGGAAGGAGUACACCAUGACACUAAUAUCUCGUAGAAGCAAACAUCGUGCCGGAACUCGCUACAAACGACGAGGGGUGGACGAAAAUGGCAAAUGUGCAAACUAUGUUGAAACGGAGCAGAUAUUUGAACACGGCCACCACAUAGUAUCAUUUGUUCAAAUUCGUGGUUCAGUCCCAGUGUUCUGGAGUCAGCCUGGCUACAAGUACAGGCCUCCUCCUCGGCUUGAUCGAGAUGAAGAGGAAACUAACCAUGCGUUCGAGAAACACUUCACAGAACAACUGGCCAUAUAUGGCAGCCAAGUCAUAAUUAAUCUCGUGGAACAAAGUGGAAAGGAGAAAGUCAUCUCUGACACAUAUCUCAAUCAUGUCUUGAACUUUGACUGUCCAGAUCUGACAUAUGUAACAUUUGAUUUUCAUGAGUACUGUCGGGGCAUGCGGUUUGAAAACGUGUCCAUCCUCAUAGAAAACGUCAAGGACAUCAUACGUGACAUGCGCUACUGCUGGCUGGAUCAGCAAGGGUUGAUUUGUGACCAGAGAGGGGUGUUCAGAGUUAACUGCAUUGACUGCUUGGAUAGGACCAACAUUGUGCAAACUGCUAUUGCAAAAACAGCAAUGGAUACUCAGUUUAUCAGGCUUGGGUUACUUCCUCCAGAGGGUGUGCUGCCAACUGCCUGCAGACGUGUGUUUCAGAUGCUGUGGGCUAAUAAUGGGGAUAUAAUUAGUCGGCAGUAUGCAGGGACAGCAGCGCUGAAGGGAGAUUUUACACGUACGGGGUCUCGUCGUUUGGCCGGAAUGAUGAAAGACGGCUACAAUUCAGCAAACAGAUACUACGUAAACCGGUUUAAAGAUGCCUACAGACAAGCUACCAUCGAUAUCAUGCUCGGUAAUCCUGUAACGGAGGAUUUCAUGGCUGUGAGUCCCGAGCAAGAGGACAAUGACCCUGUCAUGGACAUCCAAGAUCAAGAACACCAUGAGCACGUGAAACAGCUAAUUGACCACUGCAAAAAAAUACUCAUUCCCGAAAGUGAAGUUGUGCUCGGUGGCUGGGCACUCAUUGAUGCGGACCCUGUGACUGGUGAUCCUGGCCAAAGUGAUAUGGAUUCUAUCCUGGUGCUAACAAAAGAUUCCUACUACGUAGCAGAGUACGACGAUCAAACUGACCGAAUAACAAAAUAUCAGAAAGUCUUCCUAGAAGAUCUUGAGAAGAUUGAAUUAGGGCCCGAGCCUUCCCUUUUCAAGUCAAAGCACUACUGUGUUCGGUUCCAUUACGUUGUGAAUGGUCAAACUGGGUAUUUCCACAUGUUUCGGUCAACGAACACACGCUUUUUCAAUAAUAUGGCCGUCCCUAUAAGUGGUGAGGAGGAGACAAUUGAAUCUCUUAAGGCGAUCUGUGAAUCUUUCAAAGUGGCACUGAGCGUUAAAUUGCUCAACGUGCCCAUGUUUGAGGGGAAGCUUGAAAGGCGCCGUAGCAAGCUGCCUUUUAUCCAGGGAAACCUAAGUGGCUUCCGCAACGGUGGGAGGCCGGGAGGCUUUGCACCGUUCCAGCUCGAGCUUCCUUGUUUGACAUCCAUGCCUCGAAAUAUUUCUGAAGGUCAGCUCAUGGCCUUUGUCAACGUUGGCUCGCGGGCUUUGAGUAACGUCACCUCCCAGUUUGCCAAGCUCAAUCCAAUCCGCGGUGUACGAGGCUUCAGCAAAAGACCUGGGAACGGAAACCUUGGUGCAGCAGCCACACUUGGAGUGGUCUCUGAAGCAUCGCCAGCGGUCCAACGAGCCUCUUUCCAAGUGGACAGCUCAUCUGACUCCGAAGAUGACUCCAUCCGAUGGCUCAAGAAACAUGGUUCUUCAAAUCUGCCUACUCACGUCAGUGACAGAACGCUGAGCUCAGAUUAUUCCGAAUGCAGUGACCUAGACGAUGUUUCUGAUGCCUUGGAUCACUCUGCCUCUGGCACUGCUCUUAACCAAGAUUCCUUGCUGGAAAGUUGUGGGAUCCUAGCUACCAGCCCUAGUUUAAAGAGUUCAGACGCAGAGCAGGGUGCUGACAGAGAGGACGAUUCGCAGCGAGGCCCUCGUAGCCAUAUAGAUGUGGAUGACUUUGUCAUAGAUGCUAUGAAACGCGCCUCACUUCGCCAGCACUUACGACAGCGCAUGGGGUCACAGGAAGGCUCACUAGACGCUCCACAAAUACAGAUCAGCAGCAGCGAGGUGUUACGGCCAGCAACAGAAGUGAGUAUCGCAUCCCGAUCUGUGACGCGCAAGCUCUCUCGGUCAUCCGAAGCUCUAGAUGUACGACCGUCGGUACCUAUAGCAUCUUCGUCUUGCGAAGUGUCGCACUUGCUAGUACAAGAAGAUUCUCCGCGCGAUGCAGAAGGACUGUCUGGCAAGAUGAAAAUGUCGCACAGCGAGAGUGCCAUCCAGGACUUUUCUCUCCCACCUGCUUUGGGCCUUCCCAACCCAUUGUCCUCGCCUAUAGUCAUAAAGAAGGAUCUUGUUCUCUCACCACUUUCACGCAUUGCCAAGGGCGUACAGAAUCUGGGCAUGAACUUGCGACCUGCCGCAAUUGGAGGGAGACGUCCGCAGCCGCCACAUGAAAGCGAGAGUCUCCGAGAAAGAAAGCAUGCUUGCCGCUCACGCAUUAUUGUGGUAUGAUCACUUAAUGCUGAAAUCGGAAAUAAUUUACCUUAAUUCUGACCCUAAUGACGAAAUGACAGAUGUUAUACAGCAAUUUAUCACACACUGCUGGCAUGGUGGCACGAUUACGGGUUCAGGUCCUAGCUUUAAAAUAUGAUGAGCGCAUUUUUGCAUGACCACACUGAAAAUGAAAAGUUCUUUACAGCCAUCUGUACUACUCCGUUAUUGGAUGGUAGGUAACUGCCAGGAGACCCAACAAUAUUAAAGAAACAUCGGCAAUGUUACUUUAGCUACAGCACAGCUGUGUCACUGUGUCGUCAUCGUCGUCCUGCAGCUCUCUGCUCUGCAGUAAGGGCAUGUGUUAGCAUCAGAAGUUAUAAUCUUGGAGAAUCCGCACUACAGUGCUCUGAGAAACAUUGUUCAGAUUGCUCGCUGGAUUAUGACUUUGCGAAUGCACACAUUUUCCAUUUCAGUGUCUACCACGUUUUAAAAAUGUUGGAGGAGAUUUUUUGUAGAUGCAUCAGAAACAAUCAUAUUGUUGGCCUCUGAAGAGUAAUACCCACUUCUCAGGAGAAGUAGACUAUUUUGUUGCCCGUUGAAUUCUUUUAGAUAUGUCAAAUUUGCAGCUCUUAUAUACUUAUUAGUAGCACAUCCCUAUGGAAACAAUAUAUGGUAGUAGUUGCAAUUCAGUGUUAUGGUUUCAAGUGAAAACAUUCCUAUGACUGCACAUGUCCAAGGGCCACCACAAAGUUUAUUGCAUUUGGUGUAUAUCUAACCGAGCACCCAGCAGCAUGGUUUAACUUGUGUACAUGGGCAGGCUGACGUUUUAAGUAGCCCUACUUGCAAUGUCUCCGAAGUUGGGAUCUUCAGAUGUACAUCUGUGUUAAGGAUAUUUUGUGAACACAUAUAAUAACUGUACUGCACAGAUGUAGAUCAUAUCUUGUACUACAGCUUUUGCAAUGCUGUAGCUGUUAAUGCAUAAGGUCAUCGUUUGACCUUCUCGAAAUAGCAUUGCCUUAUGGUUAUGAUAUAUGUAUCAACACUCCAAAACUUGUAAUGUUUUGUAUAGUUGGGGGAUGAAUGUUAAAUGUGUACAAGUAUGGCUUUAGGUGCCACUUGGAGGAACUGUAUAGGUGGUAUUCCCAAGAAUUCAUUGUACAAGUUUUCAAGCAUCACUGUAUGACUUUACACAGAAACUGAUGAUGUAUGAGCACACUUUUACUUUCCUCAUGUAAAUCUACUUCACAUUUUUUUACCUUUUUCUUUUCUUUUUGUUGGGGGUGUGGGGGGAUAGGAGCCUUAGUCACAGUAAUAGGCAACUUGAAUUCAUCUACGAAAAGUUUUCUUCCAAUAUCAUCUUUGAGAAUGGUUCCUACUUCUUUUGGUUAUGCUGUAAUAAUCAUGCACAGUCUAGUCAAGUCACUGAUUAAAUUGGUGCACAUGAAAACAAUUUCAAAAUAUUGUGAAUGAUCUGUAAAAAAGGAAACCACUUGUAAGCAUUCAUAUAUAUAUAUAUAUAUAUUUAUAAUACAUACCAUUAAAAUAACUGGCUUAAGAACCAUGAAGCAUUUAAUCACAUUAUUUGUUGAAGGUAUACUUAACGUAUUGCCAGACAUGCUUCUCUGUUAUGCUGUGUGACAAGCAAGCUAUCAGUGCUGCUGAAAUGUGCUCUGUGACAAAUCAUAAACUGCGUGUACUGGAGCUGUUAUUCUAUCAUGUGAUUAAGCUUAAUGCUUGUUAAUCACACACCAUAUUCAAAGUGAUUCUGAGUGAAAUCAGUUUAAGCAGUGAGAGUGAUAUACGCAUUCCAAAGUCUCUGAAGGCGACAUGUAAACUGUAGUGUAAAUCACUGGAAUACUUGAUAUACAAUCUGGACACUGCCAGGGUGUUUCCAGGGCACUGUGUUCACUAUUUAUUUUUUUGAAUACUCUGUCGUACCUCUAAUACUACAUUAUACUGCAGCAAGGUAGAAUGUUUGCCGACAUAUGCUUUAGUUGUCUUAUUGUUUUUCAUGUUACUGCCUAUUAUAUCUUUGAAUGAAUGGAUGAAUGUGUUUUGUGAAUUACAGAUGAUAUGUUCAAUGGGUAUUUAUAAAAAUAGGUGCAGGUCAUAUGUUGUGCAUGCUAGUAACAGUAUAUGUGGUAUAUAUGUACCAAAACAGGCACAUAGACUGAUAAUUUGCACUCUGCCACCACAAAGGAGCAAUAGCAGUCAUCAUAUGUGUGUGGUGUAUUGGGACAGUGGUAACGAAUAGAAAUUAGGCGAAGUUAUGUCUUCUGCUAGCACCAGUCAUGGAUAGCUAGGAAUAUUAUAAAUACUAUAUGACACAAUUAUGUUUGCACUUAUUGUUUACAAGUACAAUAAGGAUUAGUCCUUGAUAUUUUAUGCACUUGUGUCAUCAGUCAUAUCAUUAUUCAUAUGUGGUUUAGCUUUUUGAGUUAAAUGUUUCUCCAACUUUGGCAGGUAAAAGUUUUGGACAGCUUAGUCAUUCAGGUAUUAUCACUAAACAGUAAAAACUGUGUGAAAAAUUUUAGACAACAUAAGGUUGCACCUACAUUGUGCAUAUGUGGAGAAAUAUGUGUGUUUUGUACACAGGUUAAAUUGUAGACGUUGGUGUUGUACAGUGAAGUAGAAUUUUUUGUAGGAUACACCGCAGGUGCACAUAUGUUGCAAAAGGUGCUGCUUGUCAAUGGCAUUUAUGUACUGUUUUAGCGCAGCACAUUUUUAAAGUCAAACGAUAAUUUGGGGGAAAUUUGUGUAGCUCGACCAAACCAUUGAGGGGAUUCAGAGGGCUAAACGUUGGGCAGAAUCAGGAUUGACCUGAUUUACCACAUGUAAAUAUUAUAUGCACUUCUGUUAUUGCAGUAUAUAUUUAAAAGUAUUAUUUUUUGUUAUCACUGUGAUCUUUUCUCAUUCCCAUAUUUAUGAUAAAUGGUUUCAGCAUUGCAGCACAAAGAUUCCAAAUGCCUAAUAUAAAAAUCCAGACUGUAAAUAGUUUUGUUACAUGAAGAGAUGAUGUAUUUUCAGUCUCACUUGUCUGUAUUAACUGUUUUUGAUAGUUAUGUGAAACACAUGAAUGUAUUUCACAUAGCUGUGAAAUAUCUAGGUCAUAAUCUGAAAAGCAGUUCCUUUCUCCAUCGGAUGGUUGCAAACCUCAUCAACUGCAAUUUUUGAACAUCAAAUGCUCUCGUCUUACCAGUAUGAAAUGUUACAGAAGUAGAGCUACUGCAUCACCACGCUUCACAGGACAUAUGUAACAGUGCAAUGCAUAUUUUACCGCAAUGAAGAUGGCUGUACUUAAAUACUG